GGAUGAUAAGAGAGCGGAGGGAAAAAGGACUGACACUCCUUUGAAUUUUUAUUUCGUCUACUGUAGACGCUUGAGCAGAACAAGCUUUUCUUUAAAACUGUUUUCAUAAAUCCAGACGUACAUCUUUGUAAUGUAGCGACAUAGUGAAUUUACAGAACAGUAGUAGUUAAGCAAACUUUCAUGCCCGCGAACCUCGCAUUUAAAUUACAGUCGAACCUGUAUAUAAUGACCCUGUAUGAAGCGGCCGCCCUCUAUUAAGCGGUCAGUUUUCAAAGUCCCAAUUUUUUGUUCAUACAAAUGCUGUAUUUGUUAACUGUAUUAGGCGGCCACCUCUAUUAAGCAGCCGUUGCCAUCCUGUAGCGGUCCUAUGUUUGUCUUUCUUUGUUAUUUUUACCUAUAUUAAGCAGCCACCCUAAACGUAACAACUAUGAAAUGACGGAAUGUGAUAUUUUGUUGUGAAAUGUACGUCACAGAAAUACGGUGCUGUAUACCGUAGAAGAGUAGAGGACAAUUUAAUGCACAGUACAGUACUUUUUACACAAUGUUACGUAUAUAUAUAUUAUACCGUUAAGUUACAAGUUGGCAGUGAACCCUGUUUAAAGUAUUCAUUCCCUGAAAGAGUGUUGAUUGUCCUGAUGUUUCCUUGCAUGAAGUGUUUCUGAACUGAUACGUCUUUAAAAUUGACAUUAGACUACGCCCAGUGAGCAUUUUUAGUGAAAUUGUGUUAAGCGGCCAGUUCCUCAUGUCCCGAAGUUGGCCGUUAUAUACAGGUCCGACUGUAUUUAUGGAGAUAUUGAUUCUAAACUACAGGACCAGUUUUAGUAAAAAAAUUCCAUAGAACUUUGCAACUUGAACUAUUUUCCAUUCUAGAUUCCCUUCUGUCAAAAAGUAGCACUUGAUUUUCAUUAAUGAAAAUGAUUUUUUUAUUGGUUUCGUUUGAAGAUGUCGACGAAUGCGCCUUAGCAGACCAGGGUGGCUGUGAAUUCAAAUGUUCUAACUACGAAGGUGGUUAUUACUGUACUUGUGAUGUUGGCUACAGACUCAUGGAUGACGACAAGAGCUGUGAAGAGAUUUACUGCCCUGCUUUGGAAGCUCCAUUCCGCGGUCUCAUCACUCCGGACAGCUGUACUGACGAAAGAGAGAAUAUCAGGCGUAACACUGUCUGCACAUAUGGGUGCGAAUCUGGACACUACAUCGCGGGUGGAAAUCAAUCAUUAACCUGUCAGAUCGAUGGAUUGUGGCAAGGAACUGUGCCUUAUUGUAAACCGGUCGUGUGCCCGAAGCUGACUUUACCUGACAAAGGUGGAGUGGUUCCAUCAUCAUGCUCACAAACAGACGUCGAAUACGGCACACGAUGUGUGUUCUAUUGCGGUGACGGAUAUGCACUCAGCGGUCCUAGGUACACCACGUGUCAAAACGAUACUUCCUGGAGCGAGAUCGCCGCAUUGUCUUGUGUGAGAGUUUACACGGAUCCAUGGAUCGUGUGUCCAAUCGAUAGAGUAGAAGAACUUGAGCCAGACAAGUCCACAGUGGUGCUUGGAUACAAGUGGCAGCUUCCGCGAACCAAUAUGAAGAACGUGACAGUAUCGCCUAGCAACUAUGAUGAGAAUUAUCCUUUCCCUGUUGGCAGACACCGAGUCACGUGGAUAGGAACCAGUGACAGUGGAACACAGAAGAGUUGUAGCUUCCAUAUCACUGUAAAUGACGUGACACCUCCCUCAGUCCAGAACUGCCCUGCAAGCAUCGUAGAUCGCUCCAACUCUCUGCAACAGGCCGUCACGUGGACACCACCAACAUUCACCGAUAAUGUAGCCGUGGUUAGCGUACAGUCCAAUCGUGAUCCUGGAUUUAUCAUGGACACGUACACGUCACUAACUGUACGAUACACAGCUUUAGAUGCUGCCGGGAAUGUGGUUUAUUGUAUCUUUAACAUCACCUUGGAAGGAGCAGUAUGUCAGACCAUCCCUAACCCCAAGAACGGCAUUGCUGCUAAGUUUGGACUAUUCCUACAGCUGAGGUGUGACCAGGGGUACUUCUUCAACCCAUACCCUGCUGGAUUACCAAAGUUAUUCGAGAAUCCUUUCUACAGAUGUUUAGAUAAUAAGUGGGUGUCCCAGAACGACGGCGUGUCCAUUCUGUACAAAGCUCCGGACUGCAUGAAGUAUGUGACUUACACUGGUCCACCCUGUCAAGGUGGAACAAUCCUAUUGGACAAUGCUGUAUGCUUGAACUGUCCCCCUGGAACUCACAGCGACAACGCCACCAACACGUGCGUAGAUUGCAACACUGGAUUUUACAUGGACGAGGAAGGAAAAACAGAAUGCCAGCCAUGUCCUAAGAACUACAGUACCGCCAUCACUGGAGCUACCAACAAAACUGACUGUCGACGAAUCUGUCGUGCAGGUCGCUACUCUGUUAACAAUGGUGUUUGUCCAUGCAAACGAUGCCCGUAUGGAACCUACCAAGAAAAUGAACAAAUGACCAGCUGUAAAGCCUGCCCAGUCGGAACCAAUACAACACGCACCGGAAGUACAUCCAUUGACCAAUGCGUGUCUCCUGUCCGCAUCACCGGAACUGUACCUGAUGCUGACUUUUCUGUGAAGGAGAACGAAACCAUUUCUCUCCUUUGUAACGUUGAAGGAAGUCCAGCACCUACUGCCACAUGGAGCAAAGUCGGCGGUUCCUCUCCUUCGUCAGACCGCGUGACAGUCAAUAACAUCUACGACUUGGAAUCGGAGCUGACGGGCGUAGAAUACGUCAUUUCCGGGGCGAUUGUCUCUGACUCUGGGACUUACAAGUGUACGGCGGCCAACACAGUAAACUUGGUUACCAAGGAGAUUACUGUAACUGUUACAGCUAACGUCUGAGUCGUCAGUGAAUGGCAAGAUAAAUUAAGUGAACCUCAUAUAGAAGAAACAUAACAGACAAUCCACAGUUUACAAAGAGUCGCUAUUUCAUGAUAAUUUUAAUCGUAACUGGAAUCAUAACAGAAGAGAAAUAAACGGUGUAUAACACAUCA
Orbicella faveolata is the source of this 3019-nucleotide messenger RNA. RefSeq lists its product as uncharacterized. The record is from RefSeq and is a predicted model, not a curated record. NCBI's taxonomy places the organism in Eukaryota, Metazoa, Cnidaria, Anthozoa, Scleractinia, Merulinidae. Gene Ontology annotation, molecular function: calcium ion binding.